GAGAGCCGUUGGGGCGGCGGCAGCGGCGGAGGAGCGGAGCAUGGCUGAGGCAGGGCCGCUGCAGCCCGCGGCGCUGCCGGACGGCCCGCCCGGCGCCGGGCCCAGGAGGAGCCGCAGCUGGAGCAGGGGGGCGCGGCCGCCGGAGCAGCUGGCCGGCGACCCGCAGGAGCUGCUGGAGGAGGUGGAGAUGCAGAUCGGCGACGCUGCCUUCUCACUGACAAAGAUCCUGGAGGCGACGUCUGCUGUAUCAGCCCAGGUGGAAGAGCUUGCGACCAAAUGUUCAGAAAAUGCCAGAUUUCUUAAAACAUGGCGGGACCUGCUGAAGGAGGGGUACGAUUCCCUGAAACCCAGCGAGUAAGCGUACUGUCGUGCAAAAAGCGGGAACUUCUGCUGCCUGCUGAGGAAUGCUGAGAGUGGAGUCAUCCCACUGUAUUUACCUUUUGUUGACCAUGCCUUGUAACAGUACAGCUUGGUUGGGUUCAUACCAGGUUGUCUGCUUAUAUUAGACUUGAAUGUGUUACUGCACGUUGUGCCUAGUAUUUUUUUAAACAACUUUUUUUUAGGAAUUUCACAUGGUGCGUUUAUUUUUUUCAUAACUGCUCCCCUUGAGGUAGAAGAGAGUUCUUUGGAAAAUACUUGAUAACUUGUAUGUGUACAAAUACUAUGUAUAAGUCUCUGAGUAAAAUAACUUUGUUUAGGGAGAACAGGUCAGACUCUUCCUUUACAGCUCAGGUGAUCUUGUGUAUGAAAGAUCUUUCAUUUUUGCUAAUACAAGGGGGAGAAAGUUAACUUGUAAGGUACAUCUAGAACUCAAUGGUUGUGGGAAAGUGGUAUCCUGUGAAGAUAUAGUCCGCCAUCUUUUUUAAGAACUCUGACUGUGCCAGAAGAAGCCAUGUUAACUCCAGAGAAACCUGUCAAGCUAAUUUCUCUUUUCCUCUGUGCGCAUUCUUUCUUCAAGUUGAGGAUGGGAUAAUAUGGCUAAUGAGGUUUUACUUAAGAGCUACAGAUAAGCCACUCUAUCCCAGAUAUUACUAUUUUAGGCAGUAUUGCAAUGUAUUUCUAUAAAACUGCAUUUCUUACAAAGAGUUUGACAAUUGCAAACAAUAUUACACCAGACUUCUUAUAAUAAAUACAAAGUGCCUUAUGCAUGGACCAUAGAUGUGUGAUAGAAAUUUAACUGUAUUGCUUACUGAUAGGAUGUAUUACUUUGAAGAAUUAGUACAAACUUCCUUCAGUUAGAAAAGUGUCUAUGAACUGUGUUCUCCCAUUUCUGGGCAGCAACUUGUUAUGUUUUUGGCCUAUUGUAUGUCCUGCCUCAGGCAGUAACUAGUUAGUUAAUCUAAUGUCUACUAUAACAGGACCUUUGGUCUGAAAGAUCACUAAUCUGUAAUAAAUAGCUGCAUUGAAACUUCCGAACUCUUUACCAGAGUAAUGUGAAAAAUAAUGCUGAAUGCAAUGGGAAGCUUCAGGAGAACAUGGCUGUACCAUGACUUGUAGUGAGCCUAAUUUUCACUGGAAGAAGGAUUUUUAAAAGACAAAACUGUAGUUUUGUUAUCAAAAGAAUAAAGAUGUUAAAUUUUGAA
This is a messenger RNA of Rhea pennata, 1583 nucleotides long. It is a transcript of the gene C4H4orf46, whose product is annotated as chromosome 4 C4orf46 homolog. The transcript has 2 exons. The record is from RefSeq and is a predicted model, not a curated record. Bases 41 to 358 code for a protein of 105 amino acids. Lineage: Eukaryota; Metazoa; Chordata; Aves; Rheiformes; Rheidae.